Molecule: messenger RNA, 2057 nt
Organism: Stomoxys calcitrans (stable fly)
Lineage: Eukaryota; Metazoa; Arthropoda; Insecta; Diptera; Muscidae
Exons: 2
Coding region: 17-1873 (618 amino acids)
Molecular function (GO): DNA binding
Source: RefSeq, a predicted model, not a curated record
AAAAAAAGCUAUUGAUAUGGUUUGUUGCUCCAUUUGCAAAGGUUUUUUUUCGAAAUUGAGUUUUCGAACACACCGGAGAAUCUGCAGCAAAUUCAACAAGAUUAGAAGGAAAUCAACUAUAACGGCGGGCAAAGAGCUAACUCAAUUUUACCAUCCAGCGGCCAGUCCAGUCCUAAGAACAAAGAUUUUACCGGUUCUUAAAGACGACGCAGUAACAGAUUCCAUAAGGUUCGAUGAACUUAUCAUUAAAUAUGGAACAAAGUUGGCACAUAAGUACACAUCCCCCCACAAUUAUGAAAUGAUUCGUGCGCAGUUGAGGUAUUUAGGCAGGUUUAAGAUUGAGGCUAAAGUAUUAGACAAUGAAAUCACUGAAUUUAAAGACGUUUUUAGACCCCAAAAACAUGAUUUGUGCAUAGAAGCUAUAAAAAAGGUGGCAAGUUGGAAUGAACAAUGGCAAUGGUAUGACCAUCCACAAGUGGCCAUAACACUUUCAUCAUUAAUUAAAAAAUGUGCGUACACACUGCAAGCAGAAUUUGUCAAAGAACAGUUGGAGGAGAAUAAAAAAAACGUCAGUGAUUUUAUCUUAUUAUGGGAAGAGGAGGCGCCCACGAUGAUAAAUAGAAAAGCCUUUGAAGAUCAAAAUAAUCAAAAGCGCGUAAAAAAAAUUGUCUUACCAACAAAAGAAGAUAUUCAAAAAUUGUAUAAUCAUCUGAAAAAUCUAAUGGUCGGAUACAUGUCGAAAUUGACACACUUCGAUAUGCAAAAUUACAUUGAAUUAACUAAAUGUACUUUAGUGCUUGUACAAAUAUUUAACAGAAGAAGGGCUGGAGAGGUUGAGCGUAUCCAAAUUGCUAAUUAUACCAAUAAAGAAAUUAUUACAGAGAGAACGGAAAAAGAGCUUCUAAGCAAUUUAUCUAAUGAUUCUAUACAUUUUGCUAAACAAUAUGCGCGACUAGCUCUAAGAGGUAAACUCGGCAGAACAGUGCCGGUUCUUCUCAGCCCAUUAGUCGUGAAGGCAAUCGAUAUCAUAUUAAAAUACCGUAAAAAAGCAGGGAUAACUGAUAAAAAUCCGUUCUUAUUCGCAAACCCUUCUAAAUCUACAUGCCAAUACUUUCGAGCAUGUACUUUGAUGAGAGAAUUCUCUAUUGAAUGCGGGGCAGAAAUGCCAGAAAGUCUUCGUGGAACCAAAUUGCGCAAACACAUCGCAACACAUAUGUCUAUGAUCAACGCGGAAGAAGCCUCCAUUGACAAGUUGGCUAAUUUUAUGGGACACCAUAAAGACAUACACAAGAAUGUAUAUCGCGCAACAAUUCCAGCAGCUGAAGUUAACUGCGUAUCACAAAUUCUGAUGGCGGCAAUAGGAAUUAAUGAUGGCGGUGAUGAAAGCGAUGAGGAAUGCGGUGGAGAUAAUAUAGACAAUAGAAAUGGUGGUGGUAAUGUUGAUGAUGGAGUUAAUGUUGAUGAUGGAGUUAAUGUUAAUGAUGGAGGUAAUGUUAGUGAUGGCAGAAAUGUUGGUGAUGGAGGAAAUGUUGGUGAUGGAGGUAAUAGAGGUGACCAAGACAAUCAAAGCCAUGGAGGAGAAUCAUGCGAUCAAAGCGAUCAGGAUGAGGAAGAAGAUCCGACUUGCAAUGCAAAGAAGAAAAGAAGAAGUACUUCACCCUAUGGGAAAACUAAAAGGAGAAGAUGGUCGCCAGAGGAAAUUCAUGUGCUUCGCUCGGAGCUGGGAGAUCUGGGAACACUGAAAAAACUUCCUACAGUAAUGGAAUGCCUCAAACUUAAAAGUAAAUAUAAAGUUUUGGAGAAAAGAACUCCCCAUCAAAUAAAAGCUUAUAUAGACAAACAAAAAAGGCCAUAUAGGGACCAGGCAAAAUAAUUUUAUUUAAACAUUUUGGGUUUUGAGCCUUAUACAAAGAAGCUAAUUAAUAGUAUUCUUGCGUUGUUGUUGUUGGUGUUGUUGCUGCUUGUGUUGUUAGUUUUGUUGCAGCGCAGCAAUGUGUUGUGCACUGCUAUAAGCUUAAUAUGAUUUAAAUCAAUAAUUCAUUACUAUUAAAAAGAGA